Penicillium oxalicum is the source of this 1269-nucleotide messenger RNA. RefSeq names its product NADH:flavin oxidoreductase/NADH oxidase. The coding region runs from base 1 to 1269 and encodes 422 amino acids. Gene Ontology annotation, cellular component: intracellular anatomical structure. The transcript is spliced from 2 exons. Lineage: Eukaryota; Fungi; Ascomycota; Eurotiomycetes; Eurotiales; Aspergillaceae. Gene Ontology annotation, molecular function: NADPH dehydrogenase activity; FMN binding; NADP binding. The record is from RefSeq and is a predicted model, not a curated record.
AUGACUUGGCCUGACGUUCCUGUGGCUCCUGCGCCCGGCAUUUCCUACUUCACGCCGGCACAGUAUCCGCCCGCGGGCACUGCUCGCAACCCGCAGACCAGUGGAAAGCCCAUUCCUAAGCUGUUCCAGCCCCUGACUAUUCGUGGUCAGACUUUCCAGAACCGUCUUGGUGUUGCUCCCAUGUGCCAGUACAGUGCUCAAGAUGGACACAUGACCCCUUGGCACAUGGCCCACUACGGUGGUAUCGCUCAACGCGGUCCCGGUAUGAUCAUCAUCGAAGCCACUGGCGUUGUUCCGGAGGGCCGUAUCACUCCCGGAUGCGUGGGUUUGUGGAAAGACUCCCAGAUUGCUCCACUUAAGGAGGUCGUCGAAUUCGCCCAUAGCCAAGGCCAGAAGAUUGGUAUUCAGCUGGCUCAUGCCGGCCGGAAGGCCUCGACUGUUCCUCCAUGGCUGGGUGGUGUGACUGCCACCAAUGCUGUGGGUGGCUGGACUGAUAACGUCAAGGCUCCCAGCGCCAUUCCCUUCUCGGCGAACGACGUUGUCCCCAAGGAGAUGACCAAGGAAGAUAUCGUGGAGGUCAAGAAUGCCUGGGUUGCUGCCACCAAGCGGGCUCUGGCUGCCGGUGUCGACUUCAUCGAAAUUCACAAUGCCCACGGGUACCUGCUGUCGUCGUUCCUCAGCACCUCGGCCAACCAGCGCACCGAUGAGUACGGUGGCAGCUUCGAGAACCGUAUCCGUCUCUCUCUGGAGAUUGCGCAACUCACGCGUGACACCGUUGGCCCCAACAUGCCUGUCUUCCUGCGCGUGUCUGCCACUGAUUGGCUCGAGAACAACACCUCCGAGAAGCAGGGCUGGAGCUUGGAGGACACUGUCGAGUUCUCCCGCGCCCUUGCCAAGCAGGGUGCGAUCGAUUUGAUCGAUAUCAGCAGCGGUGGUGUCCAUGCCGCGCAGAAGAUCACCUCGGGUCCCGCCUUCCAGGUACCAUUCGCCGUGGCCGUGAAGAAGGCCGUUGGCGACAAGCUCCUCGUCUCCGCCGUCGGCAUGAUCAAUAACGGAAAUGCCGCCGAGAAGGUCCUCAUCGAGGACGACAUCGACUUGAUCUUGGUGGGUCGCGCCUUCCAGCGUGACACUGGUCUGGCUUGGGCCUUUGCCAAGGAUCUGGAUGUCGAGAUCGCCAUGGCCGGACAGAUCCGCUGGGGCUUCACCAGCUUCCGCAAUGCCUCCGAGUACAUCCAGCCCAACUCCAUGAAGGCCUCCAUUUUCGAUUAA